This is a messenger RNA of Diospyros lotus (date-plum), 2200 nucleotides long. Its product is annotated as ruBisCO large subunit-binding protein subunit alpha. Gene Ontology annotation, biological process: protein refolding. The record is from RefSeq and is a predicted model, not a curated record. Gene Ontology annotation, molecular function: ATP binding; ATP-dependent protein folding chaperone. The coding region runs from base 143 to 1915 and encodes 590 amino acids. NCBI's taxonomy places the organism in Eukaryota, Viridiplantae, Streptophyta, Magnoliopsida, Ericales, Ebenaceae. The transcript has 8 exons.
UCUCGAAGUAGUACCUCCGUCUUUUAUAUACCAAGCAGCAUCGCCAAAGCCCUAAUUCUGCAAAACCUCGCAAUCACUUCCUUAUCCGGAGACAUAGGCCGCGCCUGAAUACUCUUCUCUACAGAGGCAUUUCCACGAACGCAUGGCGUCUGCUAAUGCCAUCUCCACCGCCUCCAUUCUCUCUUCUCCCAAACAGGGGAGUUUGAGGAAUCGGAGGGCCAGCCAGUUGCAGGGUCAGAAGAAGCUGAAUUACAGCAACAGGACGUCGAGUAGGCGGUUUGUGGUUCGAGCUUCUGCCAAGGAAAUUGCCUUCGAUCAGAGCUCGAGGAGAGCUCUUCAGGCCGGCAUCGACAAGCUCGCCGACGCCGUUGGCCUCACUCUUGGUCCCAGAGGGAGAAAUGUUGUUCUAGAUGAGUUUGGGGCCCCUAAAGUGGUUAAUGACGGGGUGACAAUUGCUAGAGCUAUUGAGCUAGCAAAUCCAAUGGAGAAUGCUGGGGCUGCUCUUAUCAGGGAGGUUGCAAGCAAGACUAAUGACUCUGCUGGUGAUGGAACUACGACUGCAUCGGUCCUUGCACGUGAAAUUAUUAAAUUGGGCUUGUUAAGUGUGACAUCUGGUGCAAAUCCAGUUUCAGUAAAGAAGGGGAUUGAUAAAACUGUUCAGGGAUUGGUAGAGGAGCUAGAGAAGAGAGCCAGACCUGUCAAAGGCCGAGAUGAUAUUAAAGCCAUUGCUUCUAUUUCUGCUGGAAAUGAUGAUACUAUUGGGACCAUGGUUGCUGAUGCAAUUGACAAGGUUGGACCUGAUGGUGUCCUAUCUAUUGAGUCAUCCUCCUCCUUUGAGACUACUGUUGAUGUGGAAGAAGGGAUGGAGAUUGACAGGGGUUAUAUCUCUCCUCAAUUUGUUACCAAUCCCGAGAAGUUAAUUGUUGAAUUUGAGAAUGCACGAGUACUGAUUACAGAUCAAAAAAUCUCAGCAAUAAAGGAUAUAAUUCCUUUGCUAGAGAAGACCACUCAAUUGCGAGCCCCGUUGCUUAUUAUUGCUGAGGAUGUAUCUGGUGAGGCUCUUGCUACUCUUGUUGUGAACAAGCUGAGGGGCAUCAUUAAUGUUGCUGCCAUCAAAGCACCUGGUUUUGGCGAAAGAAGAAAAGCUCUUCUUCAGGAUAUUGCAAUUUUGACAGGGGCUGAGUACCAAGCAAGUGAUCUUGGUUUGCUAGUUGAGAAUACCUCAGUUGAGCAGCUUGGCAUAGCAAGGAAAGUGACCAUUAAAAAGGACUCCACUACUAUUAUAGCUGAUGCUGCAACCAAGGAUGAGAUCCAGGCUAGGAUUGCACAGAUUAAAAAGGAGUUGGCUGAGACAGAUUCUAUCUACGACUCUGCGAAACUUGCUGAGAGAAUAGCCAAGUUAUCUGGAGGGGUUGCUGUUAUAAAGGUUGGUGCUGCAACGGAAACUGAGCUUGAGGACCGGAAGUUACGAAUUGAGGAUGCCAAGAAUGCAACUUUUGCUGCCAUAGAGGAAGGGAUUGUUCCUGGUGGCGGUGCAGCAUUGGUUCAUCUGUCAACUUGUGUACCUGCUAUUAAGGACAAACUUGAAGAUGCAGAUGAAAGGAUUGGUGCUGAUAUUGUGCAGAAGGCACUGGUCGCACCAGCAUCCUUGAUAGCUCAGAAUGCUGGGAUUGAAGGUGAGGUGGUUGUGGAGAAGGUGAAGGAUAGCGAAUGGGAGAUCGGCUACAAUGCGAUGACGGACAAAUACGAGAACUUGGUGGAAGCUGGAAUAAUUGACCCGGCAAAGGUGACGAGAUGUGCAUUGCAGAAUUCAGCUUCAGUUGCAGGAAUGGUCCUCACAACUCAAGCCAUUGUGGUGGAAAAGCCUAAGCCAAAGGCACCGGCGGCUGCUCCUCCUCAAGGCCUCACUAUUUAAUAACUCUUGUUCUGUUGUAACUUGCUGGAUGGUUAGAGAAAAUGAUUGGCGCCUGAACGUGGUGAUCGAGGAAAAGACAAAUGUAGUAGUAAAGGCAUGAAGUUUGUACUACCAAAUUGUUGUUGCCACAGAAAUCUUUUAGGGAGGGAAAGCACUUCGCAUAACGUUAGCUGUGCAAAUUUUCUGGCAGGUGAGUUCUUGUAAACAACUUGCUCUCUCAGUUUCUCGUGGUGUCAAUUUGUGAGCUAAGCUAGUUUUCUGCUGCGGCUUUACGGUUUUCUUUUA